Molecule: messenger RNA, 1230 nt
Organism: Gossypium raimondii (Peruvian cotton)
Lineage: Eukaryota; Viridiplantae; Streptophyta; Magnoliopsida; Malvales; Malvaceae
Product: polyadenylate-binding protein 1
Exons: 6
Coding region: 112-804 (230 amino acids)
Molecular function (GO): RNA binding
Source: RefSeq, a predicted model, not a curated record
UAUUUUUUUUAUUUCUUGUGUGAUCCCCAAUUCGAGAAGCAAUAACCUAAAUCCAAAAUCCCCUAAUUUGAGUAUUUGACAAAUUCCAAAGCAAAAAAACAGAGAGAGAGAAUGGAGCAACACGAAGGGCAAGAGCACGAAGUGUACGGAGGGGAGAUCCCAGACGAGGAAGGAGAAAUGGACGCUGACAUCGACAUUUCUGGUGCUGCUGAGGAUUACGAAGGCAAUGACCAAGAACUUGAACACGAUCCCAAUUCCAAUUCCAAGGACUUGGAAGAUAUGAAAAAGAGACUUAAGGAGAUCGAGGAAGAAGCCGGGGCUUUACGUGAAAUGCAGGCCAAAGUCGAGAAGGAGAUGGGCGCUGUCCAAGAUUCCCCAGGUGCUUCUGCAACCCAAGCUGAAAAGGAGGAAGUCGAUUCCAGAUCUAUUUACGUUGGUAAUGUAGACUAUGCAUGUACACCUGAGGAAGUUCAGCAGCAUUUCCAAUCUUGUGGAACCGUGAACAGAGUAACAAUUUUGACCGACAAGUUUGGUCAACCUAAAGGAUUUGCCUAUGUUGAAUUUGUUGAAGUUGAUGCUGUUCAAAAUGCUCUACUGUUAAAUGAAUCAGAAUUGCAUGGUCGUCAGUUGAAGGUCUCUGCAAAACGAACAAAUAUUCCUGGGAUGAAACAGUAUCGAGGAAGGCGACCCAACCCAUUUUUCCGCUCCAGAAGGCCUUUCAUUCCUGGUCCUGCUUACUACCCUGCGUAUGGUUAUGGGAGGGUACCAAGGUUCAGGCGGCCUAUGAGAUACAGGCCGUAUUAAGAUGGAUGCCGUUGUUAGAAGCUGCAAUUUCGAGAAGACCAUUACUUAUAGUUUAACAAUGGUCAUAUUGAUGUUCUGUAACAGGGAGGGGGAAUGAUGAAGUGCAAUUUGCUUGCCAAAGGGCUGGCCGGAUUUCUCUCAAAUUGUGAGCUUGCGGGAGGUGAUGGAACUAUUAAUUUGAGCUUUGCUAAUGCUUUUGGUGGAUGGGAUAAAUGAAAAAGAGAUGCAUAUUUAAUGUUGUAGUGAAAUAUUAUAUAAGAAUUUUGGGUGGGAGAUUGAAGAUGUAAGUUUCUCAAUGGCGGGGGAUGCAUUGACUGACUUUCACGUAGAUCAUAGUGCGUAGAAAGUUUGCUUUCCCAAUUGCUUUUUGAUGAUUUUGUAUUUAAAUUAGUUACUGGAAGGAAGAAAGCUUUGAACAUUACAUCA